This is a messenger RNA of Apus apus (common swift), 8456 nucleotides long. RefSeq names its product interleukin 6 cytokine family signal transducer (gene IL6ST). Lineage: Eukaryota; Metazoa; Chordata; Aves; Apodiformes; Apodidae. Gene Ontology annotation, biological process: cytokine-mediated signaling pathway. The transcript is spliced from 16 exons. Bases 292 to 3168 code for a protein of 958 amino acids. Gene Ontology annotation, molecular function: cytokine binding; cytokine receptor activity. The record is from RefSeq and is a predicted model, not a curated record. Gene Ontology annotation, cellular component: external side of plasma membrane; signaling receptor complex; membrane.
GGCCUUGACCGCUGCCGGGCCGCCUGCGGCCUCCUCGCCGCGGGGGCCUGAGGGGCUGUCGAGUCCCUCCGCUCGCCGGUUUGUGCAGUACCGGCAGCUGCGGCUGCCCCGUCCGCCGGCGGGCCCGUCUUCGUGCGGCUUCGGGGAUCCGCUGGCGUGGCGCGGGGGACGAGGCGAAGAUUAUCCGGGCGUUUUCUCUAGUGCGGUGGUUGUUAAUGCCGAUUGUCUGAAUCAAUAAAGGUGCUGUGAUCGGCGCUGGACUCACGUCUUCCGGGCUUUUCCAGUACUUUGAUGCGCUUCAUGGUGUUCUCGGCAGGCAGGUUUCUUUGGGAAAGAGUUACGGUUUUUUGCCUUCGCCACAGGUGGUCUGUUCUUGUUGCCUGCAGACCAAAAGGAAUUCUGUGCAGUAUGUUUUCUCAGUGGAACUGGGUGGCCCAUGGCUUGUAUCUGCUGCUGAAUGUUUGUUAUCUUAAAGUUUCAGGUGAACUUGUACAGUCAUGUGGUCACAUCAUCCCAGAGUCUCCUGUAUUGGCCCUUGGUUCCAAUUUCACGGCAUUUUGCAUUCUGAAUGAGUCUUGUCUUGACUUUGGCAAUAUCUAUGCUAAUCAGAUUAUCUGGAAAAUUAAAAAUAAAGUGGUACCUAAAGAGCAGUAUCAUGAAAUAAACAGAACAGUUUCCAGUGUCACAUUUAAUGACACUUCUUCUCUGGCUACCCCUCUGACAUGCAACAUUUUGGCAGAUGGACAGUUUGAACAGAACAUUUAUGGAAUUACAGUUACAGUAGGCUUGCCCCCCGAGAAGCCCAAGAACUUAAGUUGCAUUGUGCACCAAGUGUCAAAACUCACCUAUCCUAUGACUUGUACCUGGAACCCUGGGAGACAUACAUUCCUGGACACUCACUUUAGAUUGAAAUACAGAUGGCCACAUGAGAGCUUUCCUGACUGUAUACCAAAAGAUGUAAACAAUUCUUGUACGAUUACUGAUGUUCAGUUCUUUGUUAACCUGGAGAUCUGGGUAGAAGCAGCAAAUGCUCUUGGAAAGGCUGAAUCUGAUCCUCUUGUUCUUGAUCCCAUUGAGAUUGUUAAACCUUUGUCUCCACACAACUUAUCAGUCAACUCAGGAAUACUACCUACUGUUCUGAAGCUUUCCUGGGAGAAUCGGAUUUCAGGAGCUGUGAUGAAACUGAAAUUCAAUAUUCGCUAUAAGAUCGUCGGUGACACAAACUGGAUCCAGGUUCCUCCUGAAGAUACAGCUUCACCUAGAACUUCAUUCAGUGUUCAAGGGCUGAGGCCCUACACAGAGUAUGUCUUCUCGAUUCGUUGCAUGAAGGAAGAUGGAGUGGGCUACUGGAGUGACUGGAGUGAAGAGAAAACUGGGGUUACCACUGAAGACAAACCAUCUAAAGGACCAGCCCUAUGGAGGAUCAUUGAUGCAUCUGAUUCGCCAGCUUCCCGGACUGUGCAUCUGUUGUGGAAGGCCUUGGAGCCAUUUGAAGCCAAUGGAGUAAUCCUGCAAUAUGAAGUGACUAUCAGAGCUAAAUCAUCUGUCUCCACUCCACCAGAGGAAUACAAUGUUAAGGCCACCAACCUUACAGUAAAGCUGUCAAAUGGAACUUAUGAAGUGACUUUGGUUGCCCGUAACAGAGUUGGGGCAUCCCCUCCAUCAGUUUUACUUAUCCCAGCAAGUAAUUCAAAAGCCCCUGUGAGGAAUGUUAGAACACUACCUAAAGAUGGCAAGUUGUGGGUAGGGUGGACUGCUCCUAACAUUUCUGUUCUCAAAUACGUGAUUGAAUGGUGUCUGGUGUCCAACAGCUCAAACUGUGUCAUAGAAUGGCAGAACGAACCAGGAAAUGUUCAAGGAACAUAUUUAAAAGGUGAUAUAAAGCCUUUCAAGUGUUACUUGAUAACUGUGUACCCUCUGUAUGCUGAUGGUCAGGGAAGUGGACAGUCUGUGAAGGCUUAUCUUCAGCAGGAUCGUCCUUCAAAAGGACCAACUGUUCAGACAAAAAAGGUAGGAAAAGCUGAAGCUGUUUUGACAUGGAACCAUCUCACAGUGGAUGAACAAAAUGGAUUUAUCAGAAAUUACACCAUAUUUUACAAAACUGUUGAUGGAAAUGAAACAGCUGUGACAGUGGAUCCUUCCAAGACAGAGUACACCCUUUCUUCUCUAGCCAGUGACACACUGUAUACUGUGCGGAUGAUGGCAUACACAGAUGAAGGCGGCAGGAGUGGCCCUGAUUUUACCUUUACUACACAAAAAUUUGGGAAAGGAGAAAUUGAAGCCAUAGUUGUACCUGUGUGUCUAGCAUUCCUGCUGAUUGUGCUCCUUGGAGUUUUGUUUUGCUUCAAUAAACGUGACUUAAUUAAAAAGCAUAUCUGGCCUAUUGUCCCUGAUCCAUCCAAGAGUAACAUUGCUCAGUGGUCUCCUCAAGUUCCAGCUAAGCAUAACUUAAGUUCCAAAGAUCAGAUGUACCCAGAAGGAAGCUUUACAGAUGUAAGCGUUGUAGAAAUAGAAGCUGACGACAAGAAGUCUUUUUCAGAACAAGAUCUAAAACCAUUUGACUUGCUUAAAAAGGAAAAAAGUACUUCAGAAGGGCACAGCAGUGGUAUUGGAGGAUCCUCGUGCAUGUCUUCUCCUAGGCAAAGCGUCUCUGACAGCGAUGAAGGUGAAACUAUGCAAAACACUUCAAGCACUGUACAGUAUUCAACUGUAGUGCUUAAUGGCUACAGAGACCAAACACCUGUACAAGUCUUUUCAAGGUCUGAGUCGACUCAGCCACUGCUAGAUUCAGAAGAGAGAUCAGAGGAUCAUGCUGGAGGAGGUGACAGUACAACACAGAGGCAGCAGUAUUUCAGACAAAAUGGUGGUCAGGAUGAAACCAACAUAGACAGGCCAUGCUUUGAAAGAACAAAGCAAAUUCCUUCUGCUGAUGAGGGGGAUCUUGUUGGAUUUGCACAACUGCAGAUCUCAGGUCAGAGUUCACAGCUGUUGGGCCUUGGGCUGGAAGGAAGUACCCAGGAAGAUGCUCUGUCAGAUGUUUUACAGGGAAGUACUGAAGGACAAGCUGUGAGACCUGGAACAGGAGAAGGAAAUUCACUGGCAAUUGAUGAAAUGCCAAAAAGUUACCUCCCACAGACUGUGAGACAAGGGGGCUAUAUGCCUCAGUAAGAGAAGAGACUGGCUCUGUUUAGGCCUUCAUUAGUGCCUGUUCACACUUUCUCCUGUGUUUCUGAUAAUUUAAGCUAGGUAUUUUUAUCUGAAUGCAGAUUGAAAUACUGAAGUUAAGUGAAGAGUAAUUUGACAAAGUACAAUAAGGACUGUGUUUUUGUGGAAAAUUUGCAAUCCAGACCCUCUGGAGACUUACUUUUAUGCACUACAUAAAAUCUUAUGUCUGGGUAGCCAAACAAGCCUUUGUGCUACCCUGUUUUUUUUGGUGUCUUGUCGUAUCAGAUUUAUACAUGAUUGAAAAUGGCAAGUUUCAAUUAAUCACAUCAGCUGAUAGACCUCCUAGAAGAAAUACUUCAAUUUGUGACAGUGUACAAGCCUAAAAAGUUGGCUUUAAUUGCUUGGAGCAUCUCUGUGCAAAAGUAAGACUGAAGCUUAGUAUUCUAACAUGGAAGAAUACUCGCAUCAUGUACUUUUCAAUAGUUUCAUAGACUUCCUGAAUUUUGACUUGGCCCAGUGUCCCUGUUUUCAACUUAACAGACAUGGAAAUCAUGUUCAUCCCCUUUUAAAAAUUAUAAAAAUUAAAUAGAACUUGGUGCGGUGUGCAAAUAAGAGAGCACCAUGAUUGCUUGACUCUGAAGGCUACUAUAGUAAUUGAUACUCUGCCUACAUUUAGAUAUGCAUGCACAUGAACUAUAUUAUGAUUAGGCCUAAAAAUGUGCCUUGCAACUUGAUGCACAGCACAUUCAACAAUUUAAAAAAUCCAAAUGAUAACACAGAUUAACAGCUAUUUAAAGGUUUUGUACCCAAAUCACUGUCUGAUUAUACCAUACAUCUCUGGUUAUAUAAAUUGCCUUUGUUAAUAUGUGCAUCUUUGCUGUAUAGAGGUAGAGAGGCAAGUAAGGAGCUCUUAAGUUUUAAGCAUUUUUCUAACUGCUCUGGAGAAAAGGGAAUACAACCUCCUUCCUGAUUGUCUACAAGCAUUAGUGUGCUAUAACCUCACUGCUAAUGCCACAGGACCUCCUUGAAGCUGAAAGCAGCAAAAACCAAAGCAUUGAAGUCACUGAAGCUCUUAAGAAGAAAAAAGCAAAGCUUAUACCCUGAAUUUGAACAUUACUGGUGGUAUGUAUCCAUUAACAGUCAUGAGCCACAAAUAACACUUACAAUGUUGUUAAAAUUCCUUAUUUUACUCUUAUGUCUCACUUCUCCACUCUUACAGUUUGCAUUUUGUUGAAGAAGAUAAAUAUCUUGGAGACUUUCUCUGCCCGGGUUUAUAGAAAAAUGAAAUUACAUUAAAAUAAACCCAUUCUCCAAUAAUAACUAGAAUUUUUAUGGCACUCUUGUAGAUUUGUUUUAACCUUAACUUAGUCUAGUUAGCUUUCUAAUCCAACACUAAUGAAACCUUAAUUCAAGACACUAAAUGUUGUGCUGUGAGAAUAAAACAAGGGUUUUGCUUCUCCUUCAGCAGAAGAACUAUGUAUUUAAGACCAUCUGAAAUCUUUUGUGCUGUGACCUCUGAUGCUGCUAUUCUGCAAAGCAUUUGCUUUGGAAAGGCAGAUUUCAGUAUCAUUUCAACUUGCCUUGUCCUUAUCUGCCGGCUUGCAUGAAAGGACAGGUAUACAAUAUAGACGUAUACAUGUCUCUUCUGCAUUUGUUACAAAGAAAUUCAAUGCUAGAAUAUGUUUGUAAGAUUACCUCUUGAAGUUUGGACUAUUUAAAGCUGAUAAAGGAUGCAAAAUAUUUAAUAACAUUUCAGUAUUCCACAGUCCCUUUUUCCCAACGGUGUUUUUUGUAUUUGAGCACUUUUUUAAACUAAAAGGCCAUGUUGCAGCUUACCAUAACUACUCCUUUCUUCAAUCCAGUCCCCUUCCUUUUCUCCUCACUCCACCUCAGCACCUUCAAAUUCCCUCCCAGAGGGCAACGGCAUAAUGAGAACUAUUCUGUCACAAGACAGCAGAGACUGUCUUUUGGUAUUUCAGAGGUUGACAGAACAUUCCUUUGUCAGAACACAUUCCUCUUGGAAAAUAAUAGCAGUUACUUUACUUGGGGAUGGGCCACCUUCUCUAUGCAAACCUCAUACUGAUAAGAAACUGAAAGAAAAAGGGAAAGUCUCCACUGAGCAGUGUGCAUGCUUAUUAGAACUGCUCUGCAUUUAAUCCACCUCCUGCUCAUCUCUGAAAUACUCUGUGGGCCACAACCUGGCUACUUAGUCUGAACAUUGCUUCAAAGGCCUGGAUGUUUUCAAAGUAAUGAUAUUUUUUUAAAAUGUUUUUUUAUAAUCCAGUGAUACUAAGUUUUGGUAGCAUGUGUCUUAUUUGAGGGACAACUUCAGUUAUUCCUGAAGUUGCUCUUUGCCUUUCUGUUGUGUAAAGGAAAGUAAUAUUGUUCUCAGUUGCUGUUAAUCAUUAUGCUUCCAGCAUUAAACAAACAGCAUCAAGAGAUUCUCAUUUUUAAAGGUUUGUGCUAAAGUUCUGGCCUGUCACUUCUGGUAUCUUUCUUUAUUGUUUUUUGUGCCAGUGGUAGUAAACUCAGAAAGUUGUUCAGGAAGAGUAUCCUAGAGAGAAUUCCAUCUGUCUGCCAGAGUUAUGUUCUAUCUUUCAGGAUUGGGCAUUUAUCUAGGGCUACAAUACUAAAGACUAAGCAGGAGAUACUUGUGGGUGAACUGCUUGUAGAAGCCACAUUACAUAUAACUAACAGGUUUACAGCUUGUUCAUAAACCUAUGUGCCAAAUAUUAUAUCAAUGCAGUGUUCAGGGUUUAACUUGAUUUUGUACUUUAAAUCAUAACAAUCUGAUUGUAUCAAACAGUUGCAUACAGGUUUUUAGAGUGUCUGUCAUGUAAUUAUAGCAAUCCACUGAAAUUCUCUGAACUUGGCCCUAAUGUAGUAACUAAAGAAGAAGCUUCCCCCGGCUCCCAAUAACUAUGGUGCACUUUACAAAAUAAAGGCAUUAUUAUAAUAAAACCACACUUCAGUACUGACACUUUCAUGUCCAUCUUGAUUACCUGGACUGGAAUUUUUCAGGUAGGGGUGGGAGAACAGUUGUAAAGAUCCUUUUACUUUGGUGGCAGGGAAAGGGGAAAUAUAAAUUAUUAUGCAGGUAUUAGCAUGUUUGAAACAUCUCUUCGGUGCAGGGUGACUAACUGCUCUUCUGUUUGCAAGAAAAGUGAAUAUAUAGUUCUGUUGUGGUGGUUCUGUCAGAACAGGAGGUUGUUGGGGUUGUUUAUGGGGUGUGAUGGAUCGCUUUCCAGGCCAGUUAGUCUAGGAAUAUCCUCUCCCACUGUAGUGAAAGUCUUGGGAUUAUGUUUCAUAUGCGGUACUGUAGUAAACCAAACUGCCUGUUAAGACAUAACGUGGCAGCACAAAGCACAGCAGAGCAAGAUUUUUUUCUAAACUUCAUUUGGCAUGUCUGUUACUAUCAUGUGCCUAUUGUGCUACAGCAGCCUAGCAAAACGCUAAUUGUCAGGACUGUGAAAAGCUUUGGCCCUUGGAGGAGGAGGGAGCUUGUAGGCAAAGGCUGAGUCCCAUUCCUGCGCAGUAGAGAAGUCCCAUGGCAUGGGGUGGCAUUUGCAGCUUCCACUUUGACUGUAAAUCAUGAGCACCACCAGGUGGUGCCCAAUAUGUGGCAUUAGACCAGUGUGUGCUCAUUUGACUUCAGUAAUUGAACUUGUUUUAGUGCCAGGUCUUGAACAUCGGAACAGCCACAUCAGUGUGUGCUUCUGCAGUGCUGACUUCAACAGUGGGAUUUGAAACUCCAAAGACUCUCCAGUUACUAGUAGUCAGCCCAACUCCAGGGCAUACACAUAUUAAAUUGUCUUUUAUGUGCAUUAAAUGGGACUAAAUAUACUUUAUUUUUAAAUAUACUUCCUUUUCCCUGAGACAGUUGUUGAAAUUGAGAUUAACUGUUACUUCAAUAUGUUUCUUUAACUAUGUUAAAAAAUUCUCUAGACUGAUGGAUUGUAAAAAUUGCUUAAUCCCCUGUAACCUCGUGUCUAGGAUGGAUACCUAUAGCCAUUUCAAAUUCCCAGAGUUGCUUACGUUAUUUGGAAGCAGUCAAUAAGAAAAAAUAUUUAGUCUUUUGUCAUGAAAGAGCCAUUUGGGAAUUACAGCCAGUACCACAGUCUUCAGCUUAGGUCUUGAUCCAGAAAACUGCAGUGGAGGCAUAUGUGCAAAAGUUUGGGGAAGGGUAAAAUUAAGUAUCUUGCAGUGGAUUCAUAAAUUCUCAUUUCUUUAGAAGUGAAAGGAUCAGUUUAAAAAAAUUGAGGUAAAACACACGUCUGUCUGCUUUCACUGUUCUUUCCUUUGUAUUACUUGUGCAGUCUGAGCCAUUUCAAAAAACUAAAGCAGUGCUGUCUUUAUGCACAAAGGUGCAUUUUUAAGGCCACAAAAUUUGUUAUGAACAAAUGUAAAAUUAAUGACUAAGGGCCAGAUCUAACAACUGCCCAUUUCCAAACCCCUCCUGAUUUUAGUGCAGAGGGAGGGUGGGCAGUAAGUACCUCCCAGAAUGCAGCCUUAGCCAGUGUUUGUGUUUAUCUGCAAAGACAACUUUGAAGGGGAUAUAUGCAAUAAAGUCAUUGAUACUCUGCAGAAGCACACUUCUGUAACAAAAGAUGAACAACACGUAUGGCACAACUGUCGGCAGACAGCUGGAAAGCUCCAUGCCCUCCUGCUCAGACUGAGGCAUCUUCUGCACCCUGCACUGGCUGUUCUCCUGCGGCGACGGCAGGCGCGGCAGAUGAGCCUUCUCUGCAGUGUUGAAACUGGUGACACCUGUUGCUUCUCUUCAUACCGAAGCACAUUCGUCAACGGAUUCAAUCAACUUGCUGUGGUUUUUUAACACACCAGUCUUGUUUACAGUGUCACAUACAGCCUGGCACUUGGAUACAGCGAUGGAUCGUCUAGUAACCAAGGGCUUUUAUUUGGGGAUAAAGAGUCUAUAGUCAAGGUUACUGGUCACUGAACGUUGCUGUGCAGUUACAUGCAUCUGGGUAAGCAGAGGCAUGGAACACAGGAACAGACAUACGGACAAGGAAAGUGCCUUGAUGCUGGAUCAUAUGGCUAGUGAAUGUAAACAUUAAGUCAAAUUUUGUAUGUACUUUAACUAUGGCUUUUUAAGCUACUGGUAAUUAAGAGUGCCAGCUUUAAAGGGCUUGCAUACUCCAGCCAGAGGUUAAACUUGUAAUUGCUGCAUAAGCUGUCUCUAUAUGGAAAUGUGUUUUAAUACCAGUGUGCUAUCUUCAUUCUUUUGCAAGUUGCAUGUUUAUUGUCAUAUAAACUCUACUUUCUAGAAUUUA